AUCUUCCCGUUGGAGGAGGAGGGAGCGAGUGGAGUCAGCUGUCGAGGCUGGCGCCAGGGGAGGCCGUUGGGGCCAUUAGAGAGCGAGCGAUUUGAACCGAGUUGGGAGAGAGAGAGAGUGCGAGGCUUCGUCGUCGUCGUCGUCCGCGCCAGUCGAAGCUGAGGAUCUCGCCUUUCUCUUUUUGGGGGCGGGAGGAGUGCGCGAUCUGCAAAUCUCGUCUCGUCGGUAGGGCGAUUGGAGAGCUGGAGAAGUAGGUGCCUGCGGUUGGGUCGCUAGAGAAUGUAGGUUGGGUUUGCAGGGAAGACAUCGUCUCACGUUGGUGGAGGUUUUUUAAGAGGAGAAGGUCACGAGUUCAGAGAAUUGUGGUUGUGUGAUCGGUUGAAGAGAGAAAAUCCAGGUGCAGUCAAUCGGUGACAGACAAGAUGAGUGUUAUAGAUAUCUUGACUCGCGUGGAUGCUCUGUGCAAGAAAUAUGAUAAGUAUGACUUGGAUAAGCAAAAGGGGGAUCUGACGAACACCAAUGGCGAUCAGUUUUUGAAGCUGUACACCGUCAUCGAAGCGGACAUCCAAGCCGCACUGGAGAAAUCGAAUGAGGCACUUGGUGAGAAGAACAGAGCAGUGGCCGUGACACUCAAUGCCGAAGUGCGCCGUCAAAAGGCAGCCUUACAAAAGGAGCUACCGAAACUACAGAGACUGGCUGUGAAAAAGGUCAAGGGCCUGUCCAAGGAAGAGCUUGAAGCCCGUCCAGAUCUUGUGCUCGGUCUCGCCCAAAGGGUUGAAGAAAUUCCUGAUGGCACAGCCCUCUCUCGCCGACCAGCUAACGGUGGAUGGGCUGGAGGUCCACGAAAUGAAAUUAGGAUCGAUGUUAUGUCUCCGGAUGACACUCUGCGCCCAGAACAUUAUGCCGAAACAGAAGAAUCGAAGGGUUUCCGAAGCGAAUACGAGUAUCGCAGAGACAAGCAGGAUCAAGGUCUAGACCACAUUGCUGAUGGUCUUGCGACACUGAAAAACAUGGCUGGUGAUAUCAACGAGGAGCUGGAUAGACAGGUGCCUCUUAUUGAUGAGAUUGACACCAAGGUCGACCAGGCUUCCUCUGACUUAAGAAGUACGAACAAGAGGUUGAAAGAAGUCGUAACUCAGAUGCGUUCUAGUCGCAACUUCUGUAUCGACAUCAUAUUGCUCGCGAUUUGCCUUGGAAUAGCCGCCUAUCUAUACAAAUUAUUGGCCUGAAGUGGUACCGUUGAUGUGUGUAGGCAGACUGUAAGUAGAGGAAGUAGAUUUUGAAGCUAUUAACACAUUGUUUGCGGAGUUAUUCCCUCAAUAACAUAUCGGAGGGGAACGUCUGCCCUUACUAUCUGUAGAAUCAGUAGUUUCGGCUAUCAUAUCAGGUUAGAUUAAGUGUUUAAACCGUAGUAGUCAGCACCUGUUCAACAUGUGCAUUAUUUCCUUUUUGGAAGUGCCAUGACAAGCAGUGGACUGCAUGUCACCUGAACCUAGCUGAACAGUUUCGGACAUUCUGUACUGAAUGCGGGGUGUGCCAAGAGUCUUGCCAACGUUUCUAGAUCCUUGGAACCAUAAUAUACCUAUUGUGUAAGUAUAAUGUAAUUUUAUGACCCAUGUCAU
Messenger RNA from Marchantia polymorpha subsp. ruderalis, 1622 nucleotides. Lineage: Eukaryota; Viridiplantae; Streptophyta; Marchantiopsida; Marchantiales; Marchantiaceae. The record is from the annotation of a GenBank genome assembly.